AUGUGUGAUUAUUUCGAUUGGCGAGAUGAUGGUAAAGGAUUCGAGGUAUCACUUUCUGGUUAUUCACAUGAAACAUGCGUAGCACUUACUCAACCAUCUUAUUGGAAACAAUUAAAAAAAAAAGGUAAAAUGAUAUCCAUAUCAGUAAAAGGCAAUUAUGUUCCUAAAGAAUUCGAAAACAUAAUCUGGGAUGAUGAACCCCGAAGACUUGAACUUAUCAUUAAGAGCAAAGAUGAACAAGACAAAAAAGCCUUACAAGACAUUAGUUUUAAAAUUUAUGAUCGUUUCAUUUCGUUGCCAAAAAAAAAUCCUUAUCCACCUAUACAAGAUAUACGUUGUAAUGACCUGUUUGCUGGUGCAUAUUCGAUAGUAUAUGGAUGUUUGUAUAAUUCUCUUCCAACAUCAAUAUUUGAUACAAAUCGAUAUUUAUUAGGUGAAGAGAAUUUUAAGAUAAAAGAAAUUGAAAAACUAUGUGAAGUUUCGAUUACUGUUGAUCAAUCAGCACCAAACUUGUAUCGGUUUUUAAUUUCUAAGGCAAACGCAACUAAUAAUCUUCUUGCUAUGGCUCUAUUAGAAGGACUUGUGAAACAAGCACAAUAUCAGUAUUUACUUACAUUUCCUUUUUAUCACAGAUCAGCUGUAAUAGGAUUUGAUAUUCCAACUGACUACCAUAAAGGACAUGAACCGAUGUUAGAUGAAUAUUAUUUUAAUAAAAAUAAGGUUGAUGGAAAUGAGCAAAUGGCAACAAAACAACAAAUGGAUGAUUCGAAGAUGAAUACUACAGAUAAUAUAAUUUAUGAUGAAAAUAUUUAUCAAGAUGAAUCUUCUGAUUCUGAUUGA
Molecule: messenger RNA, 840 nt
Organism: Rotaria sordida
Lineage: Eukaryota; Metazoa; Rotifera; Eurotatoria; Philodinida; Philodinidae
Source: the annotation of a GenBank genome assembly